Plasmopara halstedii is the source of this 483-nucleotide messenger RNA. Its product is annotated as RxLR-like protein. Lineage: Eukaryota; Oomycota; Peronosporomycetes; Peronosporales; Peronosporaceae. The coding region runs from base 1 to 483 and encodes 160 amino acids. The record is from RefSeq and is a predicted model, not a curated record. The transcript has a single exon.
AUGCAUUUCUCCCUAGUCUUGCUCGUGUUUGCUGCCAUCGUGAUCCCAAUUUGUGCAGACACAUCGACGACCAAGGAUUACGAUGACAAAAAAUCGCUGCAGACAAGUAACUUUGGGACAGCUGCUGUGGCAAAUAUGCUACACGUAUUGCAAAGCUCAGACAAUAGUAAGAGGCUUCUCAGGAUGAACGACAAAGCGGUCAUCAGUGAUCAUGAGGAAGAAAGAAGCUCUCUGGUCAAGAAUAAGCAAAAGAAGCUUAGUUAUCGCAUCAAAAAGGGGUGGGAAAACGUGAAGAAACCUUUUAAGAAAAGCGCGAAGAUUAUCGAAAAGCCUUUAAAGAAGGGCUCGAAGAUUAUCAUCGAACCUUUUAAAAAGGUCUCGAAGAUUAUCAAGAAGUUUGCUAUAAAGGGCGCGAAGAUUGUCAAGAAGCCUUUUAAGAAAAGCGCAAGGAUCAUCAAGAAGUCUUUUAAGAACCUAAAUUGA